Messenger RNA from Pocillopora damicornis (cauliflower coral), 3973 nucleotides. RefSeq names its product integrin beta-PS. Gene Ontology annotation, cellular component: cell surface; focal adhesion; integrin complex. Gene Ontology annotation, molecular function: integrin binding. The record is from RefSeq and is a predicted model, not a curated record. NCBI's taxonomy places the organism in Eukaryota, Metazoa, Cnidaria, Anthozoa, Scleractinia, Pocilloporidae. Gene Ontology annotation, biological process: cell adhesion mediated by integrin; cell-cell adhesion; integrin-mediated signaling pathway.
GGUCGGUGAAGCUGAGAUUAUCAUGACUGAGCCUGAAAACAGUUAGUUAGACUGAAAACAGAAGAGUUUUUGCACAGUUAGACAACGAGAAAUCUCUCUCCUUUUCGGUGAAAUCUGUCUUGCGAGUGAAGAAAAACAUCAGUUCAAUAAAAAUUGACGCUAGUACGCCGUCCUAGUAUCCUUAUUAUUGCUCAUGGCUUAUGGCACAUUGCUUGAACUUUCGUUAAAUACGAUCCUUUCAUGAUUAAGUGCUUGCUAUGUACGCUAAUUUAAGAAAUCCAAGCUCUGAUUAUGCCUUUAGGCCACAACUCGUAGUUAAUAAGUGCGCUAUAAUUGUUCAAUUUACGGGCCGUAAUUUAUUGUACGGCCCGCUUAAUUCAAAAUUUUGAUCGAAUUGAAAUCUCCCCUCUCUAUUUGAACCGUAGAGAUAUAAUAAAGAUCUUAUUAACCUCGAGCUCGUUUUCUUGGCCGGUCCGCUCUGUAGUUACGAAACCUCGGUUUUCUCCGCUCGAAUUUACAACUCGCGUGCUGCGCGCUUGAGAGAUAUAUCUGUGCUGAAACAACUCGACCGUAACUUACAGUCCGGACCACAAAAAACGAAGUUAGUGCGAGGUAUGUAAUGUUUGCUUGAUGUAUAUCGUGUUACGUGGUUUAACCAGACGCCAAAAUGUCUAUCACCAAGCUCUUCAAGCUGGUUGCUCUAAGCGUCUAGCUUAUACACUUGCUUGAUUUGCGUGGAACUACGCCAGUUCGUGUCUUUACAUUACAGUUGAAUAGCAGCUCGUGAAAGGUGAAUUACGUUGUGGGACAGCUUUCAUAAAUUGUAUCCUAUCUAUUUAUUGAUAAUCGUAUCUGUUUACCGCAGGUUAAGUACGGAGGAGAACUGAGAGUCGAUCAUAUCUAGCGAACAAACGGAAACGAAGAGAGUGGCUGACGAAUAUAACAGAUGUUCUGUCGGUUGUUGGCAAUACUUGGUGAUUACAUUGGAAUGUGUACUCAAAGUUGGUAAGGGUGGCAAAUAUUAUUUUAUGAUUAUUUUAUGCUGAGACAUGUUGAAGGGAGCGAGAGUAGUGUUCUCGCAGCUUUUACUGUGUGGUUUUCUAUGCGAAGGUUCUACAGAUCCUGACUGCAGACAGUACAAAACAUGUACAGAAUGCAUCUUGGGUAGUCCAGAGUGCAGUUGGUGUGAAGACCGCGAUUAUCACUAUUUAGAUCAACCGAGAAGGAGAUGCGACCUUCAUAGCAACCAUCAACAGAAUAAAUGCCGAAAGAUCUCUAAUCCAGGAUCAGGAUCUACAGUUCAUUCGAACAACGAGCCAGACGGUGACCGUGAUGUCAAAGUUUCUCCUCAGAAUGUAACACUACGUCUUAGACCAGGAAUUUCCACGGCUAUCACAGUAAAUGUCCACACCCCAAGGAACUUCCCAGUUGAUUUGUAUUACUUGACGGACGUAUCGAGGUCUAUCAAAAAGGAAUCAAUAAAAUCACUUGGACACCUGUUAGCGGAUGAGAUUUCAAAUCUAACUUCAAGGUUUCGUCUUGGACUUGGUGCAUUUGUUGACAAGCCCACAGCUCCAUAUAUGGACACAGAUCCCGUGAUGGUUGCUGCGCCUGACCCAAAUAAUGGGAAUUCCACUCCGACGUUUGGUUAUCAUAAUGUGUUGCCGCUGAACAAGAAUACAUCUUACUUUCAGGACGCUAUUGAAAAACUGAUGGCUUCCGGAAAUGUUGACAAUCCCGAGGGAGGUUUGGAGGCUCUCGUUCAGGUGGCUGCAUGUGAAAAGGAGAUCGGUUGGCAAAGUAAAGAGGAUGCACGAAGGGUAGUGGUGCUAACGACUGAUGCAGCUUAUCACUCUGCUGGAGACGGUCUGCUUGGCGGAGUCGUUAUUCCUAACGAUGGUCUUUGCCAUUUGGACGGCGAAGAAUACAGUGCUUCAUUGCUCAUGGAUUAUCCAUCCCCAGGACUGGUCCGUGAUGUUUUACUUGAGUCGCAAGUAGUUCCAAUUUUCGCUGUCGCAUCCAAGGAAAAACAAGUGUAUGAACAACUGGCAAACUUUUUAGGUAACGAAACCUACGCCGAGACAGGGGAGCUUUUAGAGGACUCGUCAAACAUUGUGCGUGUGAUUGGCGAAGCGUAUAAGAAAAUCGCCCGCACAGUGACGAUACGAGAUACUAAUUCUGCCGGGCUCAUCCUUCGGUACACUGCAGUCUGUCCCAAGGGUGAAAUUUACGAAGACACGAGAACUUGCACAGGCGUAGAAUUAGGAGAUACGGUAUCUUUCAAGAUAUCAGUCUCGAUGGCCAACUGCACGGACGAUUUGCCUUCAAACUUUUCCAUCAAAACUCCUUACGGACAAGUUUUUUUGAAGCUAUCUUAUGUGUGCAGUUGUGACUGUGAAGCAGAAGAAAUUCUGGAACCCAAUAGCACAAUUUGCAAUCACAGGGGAUCGUUAAAGUGUGGAAUGUGUUCUUGUGAAGAUGGAUGGGCAGGUGAAUAUUGUUCGUGCACAGAGGAGGAAGAGCGAAAAAAUUGUCAAAGCAAUAAUGGCGACGUGUGCAGUGGUCAAGGAUCAUGCAGUUGUGGCAAAUGUUACUGUGAGGACACCAAGGAUCCCAAAGGAUUAAUCUAUGGUGAAACCUGCGAGUGCAACAAUUUGAAUUGUCCAAAGGAUCCUGAAAAUGAGGAAAUAUGUGGAGGAUCGGAGCGAGGAGAUUGUGAUUGCGGCCAAUGUAAGUGUAAAGAAAACUGGAGUGGACCUUCGUGUAGCUGCAGCAAGGACUUGGACGGUUGUACCAAGAAAGGGGUCCUUUGUGGCGGUCGAGGGACCUGCAAAUGUGGAACCUGCGUAUGUAAUGCUUCUUUGCCCUACAGGGGACCUUUCUGUGAUGAGUGUCUUAGUUGUAUAGGAAACUGUGAAGCUAAUAGACCAUGCGUGCAAUGUCGAAUGUUCGGUACAGGGGAACUAGUGGGAGAGGAUUGCAAAGCUAAAUGUAAAGACUUUAGAAUCACCGCAGUAGACGAGUUAACAUCUGACAUGGGCAAACAGUGUCGAUUCCGAGACGAAGAUGACUGUUAUUUUGGGUUUGCCUACACGGUAAGAGCAGAUGGACAGUUGGAGAUUUAUACACAGAGGAAUAAAGACUGUCCAUCAGAGAUGAAGGCCCUGUUGGUGAUUCUAGGCGUGAUAGGAGCCGUUCUCGCUGUGGCCUUAGCUCUCUUACUGAUAUGGAGAGUGUUAGCAACGGUACAGGACCGGCGAGCAUUUGCCAAAUUUGAAAAGGAACAACAAAAGGCAAAAUGUGUCAUGGCUGAAAAUCCGAUCUUUAAGCCAACAACCACGACCUUUAUGAAUCCUAUGUAUGGAGUGAAAACAUGAAGUUGGAAAUGGCACUGACAAAGACUCCAAGGGAGUUUCUUGGGGAGGCACUUCUCACGAGACUACAGUGUAGCUGGCGGACAGGUUGGACACAGGAUUGGUCAGAACGGUUGUGACUAAAAAAAAUUCCAAUUGUAAAAUCACACUGAAGAUUUGAAACCGUCAUCUAUUUACUCUUCAAAUCAAAAAUUUUAGACUCAGUUCCGGUCAAUUCAGUAACAGUAAUGUAACUUUCUCUAUGAUAACUCUAUCAAGAGACACUUUUAUCAUCGCUCUGACGAAGGACUAACGCUCGAAACGUCAGCCUUUUAACUCUUUAGGGUGGCCAAUUUACGUUUUCAACUCAGUUGAUAACAAUAAAUUACACUUUUCUUAUUUGUUUCGUCUGCGAGUUAAACACUGUUUGAAGAACUUUCACAAGAGGACAAGAACUCGAGCGAAAAGGUGCAUGUGGCCAUGACGAAGAGUGAAUAAGCGAGUGACGCACUCCAAAAUACAGAUUGAUUUGGAGUGCGUUUUUCUCGGAGGAACUCCGUACUUUUGUAUCAAUUAAUAUACGAAACAAGAAAUAGAAAUAGUAAAAGGAUCCGAUGAGU